AUGGCACCAUCUCUGUUCCUCACUGGAGUGACGGGCUACAUUGGAGGCGACUUCCUGUCCUUGGUCACCGAGAAGCAUCCGGAGUACGAAAUUACGGCCAUCGUGCGGAACUCUGACAAGGGGGCGAAAGUUGCCGCAGCGUACCCGAAAGUGAAACUGGUCUAUGGUGACCUGGACUCUGCAGAUGUGCUUGAGGAAGAAGCAUCCAAGGCUGACAUCGUCUACCAAUUCGCCAAUUGCGACCACAAAGCCGGUACAGCGGCCCUCAUCAAAGGCCUCCAGCGUUCCACCAAACCUAAGGUGUUUUACAUCCAUACAUCCGGAACAGGAAUCUUGACUGGAGAGACCUUUGCGCAGGAAAAGUUUGGCGACGAGCUUCCAAAGCAAUUCGACGACUGGGAGAAGAUUGAUGAGAUGUGGAAUUUGCCAGAUUCUUCCCUCCACCGGCCUGUCGACAGGAUUGUCCAGGGUAGCUGGUCCGAGAAACUUCAGGCAGCAAUAGUUUGUCCUCCCUGCAUCUACGGCGAAGGCCGUGGCCCCGAUAAUCAGCGAUCUAUCCAGGCUCCGAAAGCAGUGUCAGCGAUUCUGAAGACAAAGAAGGGCGCGAAGAUUGGCAACGGGAAGAAUCUCUGGCACGAGGUCCACGUACAAGACUUGUCCGACCUUUACCUUGCACUGACCGAGGCCGCUGUCAAUGGUGGUGCUCCUGCGACGUGGAACGAGCAAGGCUACUAUUUCGCAGAGAAUGGAGAGUUUGUAUGGGGCGACAUUCUUCAGGCUGCUGUGGACGACGCUCACAAGAAGGGCUUCCUGCCGUCCAAUGAGUUGAUUGGUCGCAAUAUUGACGAGCUCGAAGAGCACUUCUUCCCUCGUGCGCAUUACUACGUGGGAACAAAUUCUCGAGGAGUGAGCAAGCGAGGAAAAAAGCUGCUUGGCUGGUCACCAUACAGGCCGAAAUUGGUUGAAACUAUCCCAGCUUUGGUUGACUCUGAGGCCAGACUGCUUGGCUUAACACAAGGUCACGCUGCUGCAGUGAGUAGCUAA
Molecule: messenger RNA, 1044 nt
Organism: Cyphellophora attinorum
Lineage: Eukaryota; Fungi; Ascomycota; Eurotiomycetes; Chaetothyriales; Cyphellophoraceae
Exons: 2
Coding region: 1-1044 (347 amino acids)
Source: RefSeq, a predicted model, not a curated record